AUGUGUGACUACACUCAAGUCGAAUUCCGCUGCGGCCACGUUCGUUAUACCGUCAGAGCUUGGUGUACCAAUUACGAGACGACACAUAAACGGUGUCCGCCGUCAGUGGUAGCUAUUGAAUUCAGGCUCGAUGAAAGAUGUGGCGAGUACCAUAUCCCCACAUUGUCUCGGACUAGCUAA
Messenger RNA from Mollisia scopiformis, 180 nucleotides. RefSeq lists its product as uncharacterized. Bases 1 to 180 code for a protein of 59 amino acids. The transcript is spliced from 2 exons. The record is from RefSeq and is a predicted model, not a curated record. NCBI's taxonomy places the organism in Eukaryota, Fungi, Ascomycota, Leotiomycetes, Helotiales, Mollisiaceae.